Temnothorax curvispinosus is the source of this 1354-nucleotide messenger RNA. RefSeq lists its product as uncharacterized. NCBI's taxonomy places the organism in Eukaryota, Metazoa, Arthropoda, Insecta, Hymenoptera, Formicidae. Bases 73 to 777 code for a protein of 234 amino acids. The transcript has 2 exons. The record is from RefSeq and is a predicted model, not a curated record.
UGCGCUUAGUGGGAGCGACUACGUUGCUCUCGCUUAUAAUCUCUUCUCUUCCUUCUUCAAUUGAUAAUCAAGAUGAAGCUACUCGCUCUCGUUUUGGUCUUAUCUUGCGUCGUUGCGUACACAACCGCCAGAAAAAGAGGACAACACUGGCCCACCAAUACCAAAAUAUUCACGACACCAUAUCGGUUUCGUCGCGAGGCCGAUCCUCAGGGCUCGAUCGUUGCAAACUUAAAGAAUACUCCGCAAUUGCCCUUCGACGACAACGAAAAUCUUCGACUUGUUCUUUUCGACAACGAUUCCACCGUCGAUCUCGGUGAAGAUGGCAAGGAGAUUCCCGGGCCUCAAUCGCAACCUAAUACCUUAUCGAACAAUUUGCACCUGAUAGACGAGAACGAUUACUUCAGCUCCUACACUUUCCAGCCGGGCACGUACCGUAGUUUCCCCCGGAACUUCGAAACCGGCGGCAGAUAUCGCUGGAGAAGGGAAGCGGGCGGACACGUGGAGCCGCGCCUCCGUUUUGAUGCUGAAACACAAAGGGGGAAUAGUUUCUUCACUGAUUUCGCGGAUCUUCAGCGACGUGCAAACGGUCAUGGAGUAGAGCCCACGAUAGGCGCGACCGCUGGCAUCCGUUUCAGGCGGGAAGCCGAUCAAAUUAACCCCUUGGCUGUUAGGCGAGAAAAGAGGUCGUGGCUCUCAAAAAAAGUUAAAAAACUUGUAAACAAAAAAAAUUAUACAAGACUGGAAAAACUUGCGAAAAAGAAACUGUUUAACGAAUAGCUGUUAAUACGCGGUAAACCGAUUUGGUCACUGGUGAAUUAUCGGGUGAAUUAUAUGGUCGGAAUUAUCGAGAUCGGAAGAAAUAAUUAAGAUGACGUAGAGCGCGAAACUGAGUUAGUUUUCUGAGCUUUAUUUCAUAUAAUAGAUACACGAAAACUGUUGGCUUCGACCGAAAACGUCGAUCGCUUCUUAAGCUGGAGAGGCGAGCGAGGUGAAUGUGAAUAAGUACGUGUGUGUGGGGGGAAGGGGGGAGGGGGAGGUGGAGUAAUAGCAUUUUCUGGGAAAUAUUUACAUAUGAAUGUAAACAUAUACAUAUUUACGUAAUAUAAUUGCAAAUGUGAUCAAAGCGACUGAAUAAGUAGAAUGUAUAUAUACUUUUAAUAUCUUUAAUUACAGUAUUUGUUUUAGCAAGUGUAUGUAUGAUCAUUAAAUAAUGAUAAUGAGUAAUAAACAAUAUUUGAAACCCAGCAUCCUGUUAUGUGCAUUUUCGAAACGAUUUUACGUAUUAAUUUUUGUGCGACGACCAUACUCUGUCUUCCAUCUUUUUUAGCAUUACUUUUAACGGAACGGCCAUCUG